AUGUGGAAUAUUACAGACCCAUGGAUGUGGUUUGACGACCUUUUAAAUUCCACUGGCAUGCCACCUCUAGAAGAAGAUUACAGCCCCUGUGAGGUAGAGACUGAGACACUCGACAAGUAUGCUGUGGUCGUCACCUAUGCCCUCCUGUUCCUGCUGAGCCUGCUGGGAAAUUCCUUGGUGAUGCUGGUCAUCUUAUACAGCAGAGUCAGCCGCUCUGUCACCGAUGUCUACCUGCUGAACCUGGCCUUGGCCGACCUGCUCUUUGCCCUGACCUUGCCCAUCUGGGCUGCCUCCAAGGCGAAUGGCUGGAUUUUUGGCACACUCUUGUGCAAGGUGGUCUCGCUCCUAAAGGAAGUCAACUUCUACAGUGGCAUCCUGCUACUGGCCUGCAUCAGUGUGGACCGCUACCUGGCCAUUGUCCAUGCCACACGCACAUUGACCCAGAAGCGUCACUUGGUCAAGUUUGUUUGUCUGGGCUGCUGGGGACUGUCUCUGAUUCUGUCCCUGCCCUUCUUCCUUUUCCGCGAGGCCUAUCGUCCAAACAAUUCCAGUCCAGUCUGCUAUGAGGUCCUGGGAAAUGACACAGCAACAUGGCGGAUGGUGUUGCGGAUCCCGCCCCACACCUUUGGCUUCGUUGUGCCACUGCUGAUCAUGCUGUUCUGCUACGGAUUCACCCUGCGCACGCUGUUUAAGGCCCACAUGGGGCAGAAGCACCGGGCCAUGCGCGUCAUCUUUGCUGUGGUCCUCAUCUUCCUGCUCUGCUGGCUGCCCUACCACCUGGUCCUGCUCACAGACACCCUCAUGAGGACCCAGAUGAUCAAGGAGACCUGUCAGCGCCGCAAUGACAUUGACCGGGCCCUGGAUGCCACCGAGAUUCUGGGAUUCCUCCACAGCUGCCUCAACCCCAUCAUCUACGCCUUUAUUGGCCAAAAUUUUCGUCAUGGAUUCCUCAAGAUCCUGGCCAUGCAUGGCCUGGUCAGCAAGGAGUUCUUGGCACGUCAUCGCGUUACCUCCUAUACUUCUUCCUCUGUCAAUGUCUCUUCCAACCUCUAA
Molecule: messenger RNA, 1053 nt
Organism: Saimiri boliviensis boliviensis (Bolivian squirrel monkey)
Lineage: Eukaryota; Metazoa; Chordata; Mammalia; Primates; Cebidae
Source: RefSeq, a predicted model, not a curated record